CGAGUAAGGGGGAGGAGAGAGAGAGAGAGAGAGAGAGGUUGCGGCGUGUGCCAUGAACAUUUUGGGGAGCUUCUGGAAAAUGCAAGAAGAGCAGCAAAAAAAAAAAAAGUCGAAAUUAUGAUGAAGGGAUGACGCUCACUGUGAGCUUUUGCAGCUGAUUUGCGGCUCCACGAUGCUCAGUGCGUAUUGCUCCGUUGCGUUCUGCGCGAGACCAAGAAGCGGGAGAGCCGCGCAUGGCUUGGACAGCUGCUGCCGGCAUGUUCGCCACUCCGCACACUGAAAAAAAGGUAAUUCCGACAAAAUACCUUUGUGGGAUUUGAUGCCGCUAUCGCCUCCUCUGGGGUUUUUUUUUUUCCCACCUCCUCCUUGCAUCAAACCGCGCGGAGCUGCUGCACGCAUGACGAUGAUGCACUGAAUUUUUGAUGUAAGCUCGUGUUUUCCCACCUUGCGACAAAAAAGAAGAAGACGGGAGGAAAAAUGCUCGAGUUCGACGGCAAGUGUGAGGAUGUGUGUGUCAUCGUUGCGGCACGCCGGCGAGCUCUCCAGCCCGAGGCGGGAACAAGUCACCUCAGCUGAAGAGGAGACACAAGCCCCGCGAGCGAGCCCGUGUUCAUGUUUGUGGGCCCCUCUGCCGAGGUCUCCCUGACGAACACCCACCGCCCCAAAUCUGCAAGCAAGCAUCCGAGUGCUUUUUUUUUUUUUUUUUCUAAAGUAGACUGCAGCCCUGAUGCAUCUUGUGAAAAGUCAGAGAGCCUUCUGUCAGGUUCGCAUCAGCAGACGGGAGACGGAGCAGACGGCAGCUCUGCAUGUGUCAUGUUAGAGGCUGGACUCUUGCCUGCACCCCCUCCCCCUGGAACUCUCAGACAAAAUCUUUAACCUGGGCCCACGGGAGAGAGAGAGACCCAUUCAGGUGGAGCGGCACCGAUUUCCAAGUGAACAUUUGUGAAGUGAAAGGUUCGACUCCCGACGUCAGCCCCCGGAAACCAGGGUCAGGAUGCAGGUGUCCUUCGCCUGCACCGAGCACAACCUCAAGAGUCGCAGCGAGGACCGACUUUGUGGCCUUCGCACCGCUCCGCCCCCGGGAGGCAGCAGCGGAGGAGUAGGAGGGGGUGGCGGCGGCGGUGGAGGAGGAGGAGGUGGCGGCGGCGGCGGAGGUGGUAGUGGCGGAGGAGCGGGCGGCGGAGGCGGCGGACAAGAGCGCAAUGGCAACUACGCCUCCCAAGGGUCGGUCAAGACCAGGGAGGGCCCCGGGUCGCGCCAGACCUCUCAGGGCCACGCGCACAUGAAGGAGGCCAUCGGGCGCCACACUAGUAUGAAGUACAGGAACCUCGGGAAGUCCGGCCUACGUGUUUCCUGCCUCGGCUUAGGGACAUGGGUGACGUUUGGAUCACAAAUAUCCGAUGAGAUGGCAGAGAACCUGAUGACCUUAGCGUAUGAGAAUGGGGUCAACCUGUUUGACACCGCAGAGGUUUACGCUUCCGGAAGGGCAGAGAUCACGCUGGGAAACAUAAUCAAGAAGAAAGGAUGGAGACGUUCAAGUUUUGUCAUUACAACAAAGAUCUACUGGGGAGGCCAAGCAGAAACAGAGAGAGGGCUCUCCAGAAAGCACAUCAUUGAAGGUUUAAGAGGAUCUUUAUCGAGGCUCCAGCUCGAUUACGUGGACAUUGUUUUUGCCAACAGAAAUGACGUCAACAGUCCGAUGGAAGAGAUCGUGCGGGCCAUGACGUUUGUCAUAAACCAGGGCAUGGCCAUGUACUGGGGCACCUCCCGCUGGAGCGCCAUGGAAAUCAUGGAAGCUUACUCGGUAGCCCGCCAGUUCAACUUGAUCCCGCCCGUGUGCGAGCAGGCCGAGUACCACUACUUCCAGAGGGAUAAAGUCGAGGUGCAGCUACCGGAGCUCUACCACAAGAUCGGUGUCGGAGCGAUGACCUGGUCACCGCUGGCGUGUGGAUUAAUCACCGGAAAGUACAGCGACGGCGUACCAGAGUGCUCCAGAGCAGCAAUGAAGGGCUACCAGUGGCUGAGGGAGCGAGUGAACAGUGAGGAGGGGAGAAGGCAGCUUGCUAAAAUCAAAGAGCUCCACCUACUGGCAGACAGGCUGGGAUGCACCGCCGCACAGUUGGCCAUCGCAUGGUGCCUUCGCAGUGAAGGCGUCAGCUCAGUACUUCUGGGGGUUUCAAACACAGACCAGCUACUGGAGAACCUGGGUGCACUGCGGAUUUUAUCCCAUAUGAACCCCCAAACAGUCACGGAGAUGGACGCCGUGCUGGGAAACAAGCCGCACUCAAAGAAGGAAUCUCGCGCGUGAACCUCGCACCUGUCCGAGCAAAAAGCAAGAAGAACGACCAAGAAGACAAAAAAGACUUUGCUUUUUCUCUGCCGUAUACUCAACAACUUGCAUGUUCUCAGCAACAUUAUGCUACCAGAAUGAGCGCAUUAAACCGUUGCGCGCAGUACAUUGUAUCAUGUAUGGGGGGAAGGGGGAAAAAAAAAUCUUGCAGUUGUUCAUCACAACAGAAACCGGUCAUAUUAAUACUCACUGAUUGGAAAAUGAUGUCCACAGUAGAGGAGGUCAGAGGUUAGAAGCGAGAGGUUGCAAAAAAAAAAAAAAAAAAGGACUUUGACUCCAAAAGCUAAAAUAUGCUGAGUCAAUGCGUGAGCUGCUUCCGGCUACAUUUUGACAGUCUGAACUAUGUCCCCAGCAACCGCAACGAGCAUCAAGAGGGACAGAAGUUGGUUCAAAUGUGUCAUGACCAACAUUUCCCAUAGUGUGCAUGCGACUGGUCUGGCAAGGAUUCACUGCUUUACCAAGUUGGCUCACUUGUGCGGUUAAAAAAAAAAUAAAGAAAUUAAAAAAUAAAAAUAAAAAUACAUCACAUGCUUUUUAGAAAUAGGCAGUUUACUCAGAGUUAUGAAAAAUGCACUAAGGACGUGAGAUUAUAGUUUACAAAGUUUGGCGAAGAAUGACUGCUCUUGAUGAAAGUGAAUGCAUUUCAAAAAGUAGCGGAAAGAUUCAAAUCUUUGCAUUAUCGUGUGUAGUUUCAUGUGUUUCUUUCACGGGGUCAAAGCGGGGUGGCUACCGUCAAAGUACGUUUUUCCAACCCUGUCGCAUCUCUUGGCAGUGUCUUUUUUUUUGCCUCAUCUGUUCCUCAACUGUGCGCAUGUCCCUUUAAGAGAGAAAAGCUCCAACAGGUUAUCAAAUAUGGCAUGGCUUUUAUCGGCGUGAUGUAGAUUUGCAGCACCCUUGAGAGCUGCACUUGACGGCAAAAAGGAUCAAAGAUCGAAAGCUCCAAGUGUGACAUUGAAGACAUGUCGAGUGCACGCAGAGGUCAUUUGUAAAAGUCGAGCUACGAUUCACACGGGGUGAGAUUGAGUAAAUAUAUGUUUGUUUGUUUUUUUAAUGGAAGCCUUUUACAGCUUCUUCAAACAUC
Hippocampus zosterae (dwarf seahorse) is the source of this 3431-nucleotide messenger RNA. Its product is annotated as voltage-gated potassium channel subunit beta-3. The record is from RefSeq and is a predicted model, not a curated record. Gene Ontology annotation, molecular function: potassium channel regulator activity; voltage-gated potassium channel activity; transmembrane transporter binding. Gene Ontology annotation, biological process: regulation of potassium ion transmembrane transport; potassium ion transport. The coding region runs from base 995 to 2308 and encodes 437 amino acids. The transcript has 14 exons. Gene Ontology annotation, cellular component: membrane; cytoplasm; voltage-gated potassium channel complex. Lineage: Eukaryota; Metazoa; Chordata; Actinopteri; Syngnathiformes; Syngnathidae.